Drosophila subpulchrella is the source of this 1765-nucleotide messenger RNA. RefSeq lists its product as uncharacterized. The transcript has a single exon. Lineage: Eukaryota; Metazoa; Arthropoda; Insecta; Diptera; Drosophilidae. The record is from RefSeq and is a predicted model, not a curated record. Bases 415 to 1293 code for a protein of 292 amino acids.
UUAUGAAUUAUGCAAAAUGCAAAACAACUGGCUCUGGGAAGACCUGGGAAUGGCGGGAAUAACGCAAAAUCUUUUGGCUGGGAACUAUAACUUAUCAUUUGGUUUUAAUAGCAAUUCAAACUCUUUUUCAAAUUCUUUUUACUUGUGCAAGCAAAAAUUUAUAAUGUCGUUUUAACGUUGAUAUAAUAAUAUAUACCUUCCCAACGCACUGAGCUAAAAAAAACUGGAAAUCUGGGUUAUAAAUUCAAUGGGCUUCAAAAAGGUUAUUAAAUCGAGUAGUCCACGUCCCUGAACAGAUGGCUUUGCCUUUAGCCUCACCUCAGUCAUAUCCAGUAGGAGCUCAGUUCGCAGCUCAUUCCAUACAGUUCGGGUUAUAUCUUAAAUAAACAAGUCAAAUCGAAACGAGCUAACACAAUGCCUAAAUUUCCGACCAAACGUUUCAACAACGAAGCUGCUCGCAACAGCCACACACCGAAUAUCGCGAGGUAUACCAACUCACGGGCUCUGCGCUCCGUCUACUGCCAGUUGCCUGGUGCGGUGGGCGGCCAGAGAGCAGGUGGAGCAAGUGAAGCUGGUGUUGCAACUGCGCCGGCCACAACGGCGCAGGAACAACCAACCACACCACCACCACCACCAGCACCACGCGUGUGGAACUGCAACAAGCCCAAGGUGGCGAAGCCAGCGAAUAGGACCUACAACGUCUAUGCCAAACGGCAGGCAAAUUCCAUGGGCAAAGAGAGAUCCAAGAUGAGCAUCAGGCAGUGGGCACAUCCCCCGUAUCCCGUGCAUCGUUCCAAGGAGGAGAGGAACAGACAGAAAGAAAGACCACGCAACUUUGAUGCGUUCUUUGUGCCCUUCGAACCACUGAAGUCCUUGAGCCAGUCGUUCUUUGUGCCGCUAGAUGACAAUCGAGAAAUGCCCCAACCCAGGCGUCAGAGAACCAAAGAAGAGAUCCUCUCAGCAGAGGCUGCAGUCCAGGAGGAGCCGCCUUCUAGAUCCUUUCAGCGGCUGCUCCCAGCGGGAGAGCGUUAUGCUCUGAAGAUCGCCGAAAUGGCUAGCCUGGUGGCAAAGGCCAAGUGCCACCAGCGGAUUCUGAAGGCCAGCGAGGAGAUGGAAGUGGAUGAUGGGCGACUGAUGCUCCAACGCUCCCGCACGGAGACGCUCUUCUCGACCUUCGACUGCGACGAGCUGCUGUACAAGUACGCCUGUCAUCUGCCCUAUGUCCGGGAUCCGGCGAAUCCCAACGGUACACGGCCGAGGCUGCCACGAUAUCCGUCCCAAUUGACGAUCUAAAUUGAAAGGCAGUCAUCCACUUGGCUGCAUUUCCACUUCCUUAAAUUUUGUUAUUUCCCGAGUUGGCGCCAAAAAAAAAUGUUUAAUAUGUUUUGGAUUUUCACUGAGACCCGAGGUCCUUUCGGGUCAUGCAGGAUCGGUCCCGCCUUUGCAUUUAAAAGACUAUCCUGUAGACAGUGAAUUAAAGUAUAUGGUAUUCCAUUCAAACGUCUUUUAUCAAAAGGGAAACUAAAGUCCUUAUUUUAAGGGUGUGAAAGGGUUUUCAUCUAUUGGAUACAUAUAUAGAUUAAGUUAAUACUUGUAAAACAUUUACAAUUUGGAGAAAUCGAAUUGAAAUAUUCAUUAAAUUUCUAAAUUGAAUGUGAAUAAGCAGUACAUUCAUAUGCACUCAUUUAAUUUGGUACAUCCUUUGCCCAUUUUUAAUUCCUAACAAUUGUCAAAUCACACACUUUAAAACCCUAUCCAUUACCAU